ACAGUCACAUAUCAAGUACGAAGUCAACCUGGUAUGAUUCGCAAAURUGCCGGACUAAUAUCGUAAASGAUGGCUGAAAGCGUUGUCUUGGCAGUACUAUUCUCAACUGUACUCGUGUUCAACGUUGCAGGCAACACGCUUGUUAUUUACAUUAUUUCWACAAAAAAAGCAAGAACCUCUACGACUAACUACCUUCUUUUAAAUAUGGCACUCGCUGACUUAGUUCUUGGUAUUUUUGCUUCACCAAAAUACAUCGCUUCUCCCUGGUACUCAAAACGYAAUCGACACACCUUAGAGUGCAAGUACUUGAUCCUAACUAACAUAAGUUGGCUGGCUGCUGCAGCAUCAUCGAUCACUAUGGUAGCUUUGUCUGUCGAGCGGUAUUACGCCGUGUGUCAGCCCCUAAGGUUCCGUCGAAUGUUCUGUAUGAGGAAUAUAAAGGCUAUGAUAGCAGGGUCAUGGGUAUAUGGAGGACUAACCAAUAUCUAUUCAUUUAUUUUUAAUGACUGUAAAAACGGGACUUUUCUCAGUCAAAACGUUCGUCGAGCAUUCUCUCUGCUGUUCUUCAUUGAAGGGUUUCUCUUUCUUUGCAUUAUGGCAYAUCUUGUAUCAAAAACAAGCCGUGUUUUAUGGAGUAAUAGACURGUCCUAGGCAGGUUUGCUCACCAGCCUUCGCAGCUUGGAAGAUAUAAACAGAGAAGGAAAGUUACUCGGGCUGCUCUUCUUGUAAUYGUUACGUUUAUWAUCUGUUGGAUMCCAGAGAAGUUAACAUGUCUUUCAACAGCGAUAGUCGAUAGAGAUAACGAAUUACUCUCACACGCUUUAUCAAUAUCAGCUUUUCUAGUAUCGGUGAAUGCAUCUCUUGAUCCUUACUURUUCACUUUUCAAGGAAAGUCUUUCCGAGUUUAUUUGAAAAGAAUUCUUUGCUGUUGCGCGCGACAAAAGAUAGUCCACAUUAAUAGGAGCUUGGUGAACGUCAAUCAAAUCCACAUAGAAAUGCCGAAAUACUUAUGUAGAGGGGAAUAUCUACAAUGA
Messenger RNA from Exaiptasia diaphana, 1035 nucleotides. Its product is annotated as tachykinin-like peptides receptor 86C. The coding region runs from base 70 to 1035 and encodes 321 amino acids. Gene Ontology annotation, molecular function: G protein-coupled receptor activity. Lineage: Eukaryota; Metazoa; Cnidaria; Anthozoa; Actiniaria; Aiptasiidae. Gene Ontology annotation, cellular component: membrane. Gene Ontology annotation, biological process: G protein-coupled receptor signaling pathway. The record is from RefSeq and is a predicted model, not a curated record. The transcript has a single exon.